This is a messenger RNA of Sinocyclocheilus grahami, 1416 nucleotides long. RefSeq names its product spermine oxidase-like. The record is from RefSeq and is a predicted model, not a curated record. NCBI's taxonomy places the organism in Eukaryota, Metazoa, Chordata, Actinopteri, Cypriniformes, Cyprinidae. Gene Ontology annotation, biological process: spermine catabolic process. The annotation marks the transcript as partial. The transcript is spliced from 4 exons. Gene Ontology annotation, molecular function: polyamine oxidase activity.
ACCUCCUUUCUGCAGGUGUAUGAGCUGACUCAGGAGUUCUUCCAGAAUGGAAAGCCUGUGGGAGCCGAGAGUCAAAACAGUGUGGGGAUCUUCACACGAGAUGUGGUGCGCAAGAAGAUCAUGCUUGACCCUUAUGACUCAGAAAGCACCAAGAAACUAAAGUUAUCUAUGCUACAACAGUACCUCAAGGUGGAGAGCUGUGAAAGCAGUUCCCCCAGCAUGGAUGAAGUGUCUCUAAGUGAGUUUGGUGAGUGGACUGAGAUUCCUGGCGCUCACCAUGUCAUUCCUGGUGGUUUCAUUAAAAUCGUUGAGAUCCUGGCUCAGGACAUCCCAAGUCGUGUCCUCUGCCUCAGUAAGCCUGUCCGCCGCAUCCACUGGAACUGCAGCUCCCAUGAUACAGAGGAAAUUGUAGAUCAGGUUGACCAUAACCAGGACCAACGGCCCAGCCAUUCGCCGGUCUGUGUGGAGUGCGAAGACGGCGAGUGUCUGCUGGCAGACCAUGUGAUCGUAACAGCCUCUCUUGGGGUUCUGAAGAAAGCUCAUGAGACUCUCUUCUCUCCAGGACUACCACUAGACAAGGCACAGGCCAUCCAGAAACUGGGCAUUAGUACUACCGACAAGAUCUUUCUGGAGUUUGCAGAGCCCUUCUGGAGCCCUGAGUGCAACAGCAUUCAGUUUGUGUGGGAGGACGAGGCACAACUGGAGAGCCAGGCAUACCCAGAAGAGCUGUGGUACCGAAAGAUCUGCAGCUUUGAUGUGCUGUAUCCACCUGAACGCUAUGGCCACAUGUUGAGUGGCUGGAUCUGCGGAGAAGAGGCCCUGCGCAUGGAAAGGUGUGACGAUGAGACUGUGGCGGAGAUAUGCACCGAACUACUGCGCCAGUUUACAGGGAACCAGAAUAUUCCAAAACCAAGGCGGAUCCUGCGCUCCUCAUGGGGCAGUAAUCCCUAUAUCCGGGGUUCUUACUCUUUCACUCGAGUUGGCUCCAGCGGCAGAGAUGUGGAGAAGCUAGCUGAGCCCCUGCCUUAUAUUAAGAACACUAAGGCUCCGCCACUACAGGUAUUGUUUGCUGGGGAGGCCACCCAUAGAAAAUACUAUUCCACUACCCAUGGUGCUUUGUUGUCAGGGCAGAGGGAGGCCAACCGCUUAAUCGAGCUGUACCAGUACUCCUUCGGUGAAGAAACCACAAAGCCUAACAUUUAAAAUAAUCGCAACAAAAACAAGAACCACUUACUAGUGACAAAAACAAAUGUGUUAUGUGCUAUCUGUAUUUCAAAUAAUGAAAUUAUGAAAACCUAGUAGGGGCAUUAAACUAAUAACAAUAAAUCCUCUUUAUACUGUAUUUAGAUUAGCACUCUGUAGAUUUUACUUGAGAUGUACUGUACAAGGCAGCCAUGUGGCGCUUUCUCUAGUCCU